Molecule: messenger RNA, 1792 nt
Organism: Glycine soja
Lineage: Eukaryota; Viridiplantae; Streptophyta; Magnoliopsida; Fabales; Fabaceae
Product: glycosyl hydrolase 5 family protein-like
Exons: 4
Coding region: 1-1602 (533 amino acids)
Molecular function (GO): hydrolase activity, hydrolyzing O-glycosyl compounds
Source: RefSeq, a predicted model, not a curated record
AUGGGUUGGUCGUUUCCAUUGAGCCCUCUAGUGACAACAAUAACAAUAGUGCUCCUCUUGUGUGUCACACUCCAAACUAAGGUAGUGAAAGCUUUUCCACUAUACACUCAAAAUCGGUGGAUAGUUGAUGGGAAUGCGACAAGGGUGAAGCUAGCAUGUGUGAAUUGGGUGUCCCAUUUGGAAUACAUGGUGGCCGAGGGCUUAGGUGAGAGACCUUUGGAUGGGAUAGCCAAGGAAAUCAAAUCCAUGGGCUUCAACUGUGUUAGACUCACAUGGCCUAUUUACUUGAUCACCAAUGACUCUCUUGCUACUCUUACUGUCAGACAAUCUUUCAACAAUCUUGGCUUGCCUCAAGCCAUCUCUGCUGUCCAAGUCAACAACCCCUCUCUCAUUGAUCUUCCCCUCAUCAAAGCUUACCAGGACGUGGUGAAAGGGCUGGGAGACAAGGGUUUAAUGGUGAUUUUGGACAACCACGUAUCAAAGCCGCAGUGGUGCUGCAGUAACGACGACGGAAAUGGCUUCUUCGGGGACCAGUAUUUCGAUCCUGACCUCUGGAUUAAGGGCCUUACCAAAAUGGCCACCCUUUUCAAAGGAGUCACUAAUGUCGUAGCCAUGAGCUUGAGAAAUGAGCUCCGAGGUCCCAGACAAAAUGCCAAUGAUUGGUUCAAGUACAUGCCAAAAGGAGCAGAGGCCGUGCAUGGAGCAAAUCCAGAUGUUCUAGUCAUUAUGUCUGGCCUAAAUUAUGACCUAGACCUAUCAUUCCUCAGAAAGCAGCAAGUGAAACUGAGCUUCAGUAGAAAACUAGUAUUCGAGUUGCACUGGUAUAGCUUCAGUGACGGUGACUCAUGGACAACAGAGAAUCCAAACCAAGUGUGCGGGAAAGUGACAGGGAGAGUGAUGAGAAGUGCAGGGUACUUGUUGGAGCAAGGAUACCCAUUGGUUUUGAGUGAGUUUGGGUGGGACUUGAGAGGCACAAACCAGAACGACAACAGCUACUUCAACUGCUUAUUGCCCCUUGCAGCCCAGCUUGACUUUGAUUGGGCCUAUUGGACACUCGCUGGGAGUUAUUACCUUAGAGAAGGAACUGUUGGAUUAAUCGAGGUUUAUGGUAUUCUCACUCAGAACACCACCCUCCCUACAACAACCUUCUUGUUGCAAAGGAUCUCAGCUAUUCAACUUCCUUAUCGAGGGCCAGGGUUAUCGGAAGUUGAAGCACACAAAGUGAUUUUUCACCCAUUGACAGGUCUUUGCAUCUCGGGGAAGUUAGAGCCAUUGAAGUUGGGACCCUGUUCUAAUUCUGAGGGAUGGGAAUACACAGCCCAGAAGGUGCUAUCAGUAAAGGGUAGAAAUAGCACCUGUUUACAAGCAGAGGGAGAAGGGAAGGAAGCAAAACUUGGAAAUGAAUGCUCAGUAUGGGAAAUAGUCUCUGAUUCCAAGUUGCACCUCUCAAGUAAAAUCAACAACGCUUCUGAUGUGUGUCUGGAUGUGGACUCCAACAACAACAUUGUUACCAAUGCAUGCAAAUGCCUGAGUGGUGAUAAGACGUGUGACCCUGCAAGCCAAUGGUUCAAACUUGUUGACAGCACCAGAAAGUCAACCUGAACAUAUAUGGAUUGGACUACAUGUUGAGGCUGAUCAGGGAAAGAAAAUUUUCUGGAAACCUUUGAGGAACAUAAUAAUUAAGUAGCCCUUGUUGAAAUAUAUAAGAAUCGAAAAACACAGGAAAGAAUUGUAUUGGUACUAUGCUGAGUACUUAUAUGUAUGGUAUGCUUCACUUUAAUUAAAGUGAUCU